AGCCGGGAAGCCAUGCCUGUUCCGCCUGUCCGACCACGGAGCAGCGAGCAGCUGCAUCAUUUCCGUUCCUGUCUGUCUGUCUGGAGAAUAGUUCCUAAGAGCGGGGUUCCUGGGUCCCCACGCACCUCCAGCUGUGGUGGACACAGUGAGCCCUCCCUGGGGGGCUGCUGCGCUCGAGGCCCACGGAGCCGUCUAACGCCGUGUCCCCCACACAUUGCCAGGACGCUGGCGUCUGCCCGUGUCAGCGGGAAAUGUCAGCGCAGGCAUUUCUGAUGGACAUUUCUCUUCCUCCGAGUCUGUGGAGGGCUUUUCGUAUCACCCAGGGGCCUUUGCGCCUCCCUUUCUGUGAACUGUCUGUCCGCGUGCCUGCUGGUUGGCAUCUCGUCCAGGGGUCGGGGUGUCAGGGGCCAGCGGCCCUGAGGGACGGGGCGGGAUGUGAGAACACGCCGCAGUGUUUCUCAAGGGCAGUGGAGGACUUCCUGACUCUUGGGGCGCUGGGUAAGUUCCCCCUUCUUGGGAUCACCCAGACAGACUGGCUCAAACCCAGCAAUGCUGGAGGCUGCGGCCCUUUGAAGGGUGGGGAACCCUCUCGGGGGCGCCCCUGGGCUCUGAGUCCAGCUGCUGGGGGUCCACAGCUGACGUCAAGCUGAGCCCCAGGACCAUGAACAACAGCACCUGUGCCUUCACCUGGUCCCCGCCGGUCAGGCUCAUCUGCUACACCUACCUGGGCGGGCUGCUGGUGCUGGGUCUGCUGCUCAACGGGCUGGCGCUCUGGGUGUUCUGCUGCCGCCUGCGCCAGUGGACGGAGACCCACGUGUACAUGGUCAACCUGGCCGCGGCCGACCUCUGCCUGCUCUGUGCCCUGCCCUUCAUGCUGUUCUCCCUGAAUCAGGACGACUCCGGCGACACGGUGUUCUGCCAGCUCUCCCAGGGCAUCUACCUGGUCAACAGGUACAUGAGCAUCAGCCUGAUCACGGCCAUUGCCCUGGACCGCUACCUGGCCGUGCGGCACCCGCUGUGCUCCCGGGGGCUGCGCUCCCCCCGGAAGGCUGGGGCCGUGUGCGCGGCGCUCUGGGUGCUGGUGGUCAGCUCCCUGGUGCUCCGCUGGGUCCUGCGGGAGCAGGAGGGUGGCUUCUGCUUUGGGAAUCCCUCCCGGCAGAACCCCCAAACUGUGACCUUCUCCCUGCUGGGCUUCUACCUGCCACUGGCCGUGCUGGCCUUCUGCUCUCUGCAGGUGGUGACCGCCCUGGGCCGGAGGCCGGCUGCCGACACGGGCCAGGUCGAGGCCACCCAGAAGGCCGUCCGCAUGGUCUGGGCGAACGUGGUCGUGUUCGUGGUCUGCUUCCUGCCCUUGCACGUGGUGCUGACGUGGCGUUUGGCCAUGGGCCUGAGCACCUGUGCCCUGCGGGGUGCCCUCUCCGUCACUAGCAGGAUCUCGGAUGCCAACUGCUGCCUGGAUGCCAUCUGCUACUACUACAUAACCAAGGAGUUCCAGGAGGCGUCUGCCCUGGCCAGGCCCCCCGCUGUCAAGGCCCACAAGAGCCAAGACUCCAUCUGUGUGACUCUGCCCUAGGAGACCAGCACAGGAGUGGGGACCAGGCCCCGCUGCCUGCUGGGGGGCCUGUGACCAGGAGGGGACCUGAGCUCACCGUGGUGCGGACACUCUCCAAGAAGCCUGCUGGGCAGGGAGGCCCAGGCCGGGGGCCUGGGAAGGUGACCACCCCACCUUGGGGUGGAAGAUGGACAGGGGCCGGAGAAGAGGCCUGACCAUGGGGUGGGGCUGUGCACCUGCUGUGUCGCGAGCCUGGUGCACCUGGGCAGG
Molossus molossus (Pallas's mastiff bat) is the source of this 1822-nucleotide messenger RNA. RefSeq names its product G protein-coupled receptor 35 (gene GPR35). Gene Ontology annotation, biological process: positive regulation of Rho protein signal transduction; phospholipase C-activating G protein-coupled receptor signaling pathway. Gene Ontology annotation, cellular component: membrane. The coding region runs from base 662 to 1573 and encodes 303 amino acids. The record is from RefSeq and is a predicted model, not a curated record. Lineage: Eukaryota; Metazoa; Chordata; Mammalia; Chiroptera; Molossidae. The transcript is spliced from 2 exons. Gene Ontology annotation, molecular function: G protein-coupled receptor activity.